GUUCCGGCUCGCGGCAGCGAGUGGCGCUGAGCCGGGAGAGUCUACAGCUCCCGGCCCUCGGUGGCGGCGGGAGGAGUUCUGCGAGGCUACCGCCCCCUCCCGCCCAGGCUCCUCCUCUCUCUCCGCCUCUCUCGUUCUGGCUCUCCAGUCCGCCCGCCCGCCCAAUCCGCAGCCCUCCACCCACCAGAGCCGGGCCGCUUGUCUGGCCGGCGGAGGCUGAGCGCGACCCUAGUGAGCCGUGGCGCCCGCCGACCAGGGACAAGCGCGACUCCUGGGACGCGCUCUGCUUCGCGCCACCGUCUCUUCCCCUAUUGUUUCGGGGACACUCGGGUCGGCGCCGUCCGGGUCGCGAUUCUCCUCCUCUUCCUCCCGGAGGGGAGGGAAAGGAGAGAGCCUAGCGUUUGCUCCGGGAGAGCGCAAGCCGAGGCCCCUGCCGCCGGGGCUCGGGGCUGGAGGAGGUGGAGGCGGAGGCCGAGGCAGAGGGAAGUGCGCGUCACUCCCGGGAGGAGAGUGUUUCACCUUCAAGCGGAGGCUGUGGUUACAGCUGCGUAAAAGCAGCAGCACAGCGGCGGGCACUGGGGCUGGAGGGGCUCCUUGGCCAUGGAGAGGAGAUCCGGACCGGGCGACGCCAGGAGCUCCGCUCAGUCUCUGUGGAUCAUUGCGUAGGCACCUGAGUUAACCGACGCUAGGCGGGGGAGGGGAAGAGUUGGGAGAUCCUGGCAAAGGAGGAGCUCUCUCCUUGAGGACCCGAGGUGCUGCAGUCACUGCACUUUUCAGCAAUAAAUCCAAGGUCCUGACUUCCCUGGAUGCUCUCUGCUGAGGGUUGAUGUGUGUCACCAGACCUCUCCCUGGAGCGGAAACAACUCACUUAAAUUCUCCACAUAAGUGACAGGGUAUCAUGUAUGCCACUGAUUCCAGGGGACACUCCCCUGCUUUCCUGCAAACUCAGAAUGGAAACAGCCAUCGAUCACCUGGUUAUGUUCCAGGGAAGGUCGUUCCCCUGCGUCCCCCUCCUCCUCCAAAGAGCCAAGCUUCAGCCAAGUUUACCUCCAUCCGACAAGAAGCACAGGCAGCCUUUGCAUUCUCACCUGAAGAACAGCAAACACAGAGAGCAAGCCGGAAGCAGAAGCGACACAAGAAUACUUUCAUUUGCUUUGCUAUAACUAGUUUCUCAUUUUUUGUUGCACUUGCAGUCAUUUUAGGAAUAUCCUCAAAAUAUGCUCCAGAUGAGAAUUGCCCAGAUCAAAACCCGCAUCUCAGGAACUGGGACCCAGGACAAGAUCCUGCAAAACAAGUUUUUAUCAAGGAGGGAGAUAUGUUCCGCCUGACCUCAGAUGUCACGGUGAAUUCAAUAGUCAUUGAGAAUGGAGGGCUGCUUGUAUUUGGGGAUGAUAAAGAUGGAUCCAGAAAUAUUACUUUGAGGACUCGUUACAUCCUGAUCCAGGAUGGUGGGGCGCUUCAUAUUGGAGCAGAAAAAUGCCGCUAUAAAUCCAAAGCGACAAUUGCUUUGUAUGGCAAAUCAGAUGAAGGCGAAAGUAUGCCAACAUUUGGCAAAAAGUUUAUUGGCGUGGAAGCUGGCGGGACACUGGAGUUACAUGGGGCACGGAAGACAUCAUGGACGUUGUUGGCAAAGACGCUGAAUACCUCAGGCUUGCCAUUUGGGUCCUAUACCUUUGAGAAGGACUUUUCCCGGGGCCUCAAUGUGAGGGUCAUUGAUCAAGACACAGCCAAAAUUUUGGAAAAUGUGAAGUUUGAUACACAUGAGUACCAAAAUGAGAGCAGGCGACUUGAGGAAUUUCUGAGAGUCCAGGAUCCGGGUCGAAUUGUUGCUAUAGCUGUGGGAGAUUCAGCUGUCAAGAGCCUGUUACAAGGAACUAUCCAGAUGAUCCAGGAAAGGCUGGGGAGUAAGCUGAUCCAAGGACUGGGCUACAGGCAAGCUUGGGCUUUAGUUGGUGUCAUUGAUGGUGGAAGUACUUCUUGCAACGAAUCUGUGAGAAACUAUGAAAACCAUAGUAGUGGCGGGAAGGCUCUGGCCCAAAGAGAAUUUUAUACAGUGGAUGGUCAGAAGUUCUCUGUGACAGCCUAUAGUGAAUGGAUUGAAGGUGUUUCUCUUUCAGGAUUCCGGGUGGAGCCUGUGGAUGGAGUGAAGCUUCACCUGCUGGAUGAUGUUAGUAGCUGGAAGCCUGGAGACCAGAUUGUGGUUGCAAGCACAGACUAUUCCAUGUACCAAGCUGAGGAGUUCACUCUUCUUCCCUGUCCCGAGUGUAACCGUUUUCAGGUCAAAGUUAAAGAAACCCCUCAGUUCCUGCACAUGGGAGAGAUCAUAGAUGGUGUAGACAUGAGAGCUGAGGUUGGAAUUCUCACCCGGAAUAUUGUGAUCCAUGGAGAAAUGGAGGACUCAUGCUAUGCAGAAAAUCAGUGCCAAUUCUUUGAUUAUGAUACCUUUGGGGGACACAUCAUGAUAAGGAAAAAUUUUACUGCAGUCCAUCUCUCCUAUGUGGAAUUGAAGCACAUGGGUCAGCAGCAGCUGGGGCGGUACCCUAUUCAUUUUCAUCUGUGUGGGGACGUGGAUUAUAAAGGCGGGUACAGACACACAACAUUUGUGGAUGGACUGUCUAUUCAUCACAGCUUCUCCAGAUGCAUCACUGUGCAUGGGACCAAUGGCUUACUGAUAAAGGACACCAUUGGAUUCGACACACUAGGUCAUUGUUUCUUUUUGGAAGAUGGUAUUGAGCAGAGAAAUACUUUGUUUCACAAUCUGGGACUCCUUACCAAGCCAGGCACUCUCCUCCCCACUGAUAGGAACAACUCCAUGUGCAUCACCAUGCGAGAUAAAGUAUUUGGAAAUUACAUCCCUGUCCCCGCCACUGACUGUAUGGCUGUUUCAACUUUCUGGAUCGCUCAUCCCAACAAUCAUCUAAUUGAUAAUGCAGCUGCAGGUUCCCAGGAUGCUGGAAUAUGGUAUUUAUUCCACAAAGAACCUACUGGGGAGUCCAGUGGAUUGCAGUUCUUAGAGAAACCAGAACUCACUCCACUGGGUAUAUUUUAUAACAACAGGGUCCAUUCAAGUUUUAAGGCUGGCUUAUUUAUUGACAAGGGUGUCAAAACAACCAACUCCAGUGCCGCUGACCCGAGGGAAUACCUCUGUUUGGAUAACAGUGCAAGGUUUCGACCUCAUCAGGAUGCAGACCCUGAAAAGCCACGAGUUGCUGCUGUCAUCGACAGACUUAUUGCUUUUAAAAACAAUGAUUAUGGAGCAUGGGUGCGAGGAGGGGAUAUUAUCGUUCAGAAUUCAGCAUUUGCAGAUAAUGGAAUAGGACUAACCUUUGCCAGCGAUGGAAGCUUCCCAAGUGAUGAAGGUUCCAGCCAGGAGGUAUCUGAAUCCCUCUUUGUUGGGGAGAGCAGGAAUUACGGUUUUCAGGGUGGUCAGAACAAGUACUUUGGCAUUGGAGGAAUAGACCAGAAGCCUCGGACAUUACCUCGGAAUAGGACAUUCCCAAUUAGAGGCUUUCAGAUUUAUGACGGGCCCAUUCAUCUCACCAGGAGUACUUUUAAAAAAUAUGUGCCAACUCCAGAUAGGUACAGCAGUGCAAUUGGCUUCCUCAUGAAGAAUACCUGGCAGAUAACCCCCAGAAAUAACAUUUCCCUUGUGAAGUUUGGUCCACAUGUCUCUCUGAAUGUCUUCUUUGGAAAACCUGGGCCCUGGUUUGAAGAUUGUGAGCUGGAUGGGGACAAGAACUCCAUAUUCCAUGACAUUGAUGGCUCUGUGACAGGGUACAAGGAUACUUAUGUGGGACGAAUGGACAACUACCUGAUCCGCCAUCCAAGCUGUGUCAACGUGACUGAGUGGAAUGCAGUGGUUUGCAGUGGGACCUAUGCCCAGGUCUAUGUACAGACAUGGAACACACAGAAUCUUAGUAUGACCAUCACACGAGAUGAGUAUCCAUCCCACCCCAUGGUACUCCGGGGGAUUAACCAGAGGGCUGCCUUUCCGCAGUACCAGCCUGUGAUCAUGCUGGAGAAGGGCUAUACCAUCCAUUGGAAUGGGCCAGCACCACGGACUACUUUUCUAUACCUCGUAAACUUCAACAAGAAUGACUGGAUUCGAGUAGGCCUCUGCUAUCCAUCAAACACAAGUUUUCAAGUUACCUUUGGCUUUUUACAACGACAGAGUGGCUCAUUAUCCAAAGUUGAAGAAUAUGAGCCCGUGAACUCACUGGAAGAACUGCAGAGGAAGCAGUCUGAGAGGAAAUUCUAUUUUGACUCCAGCACAGGGUUACUGUUUUUGUAUCUCAAAGCCAAAAGCCACAGGGAUGGCCACAGUUACUGUUCAUCUCAGGGAUGUGAAAGAGUCAAGAUCCUGGCAUCAACAGACUCAAAAGACGUCAGUAAUUGCAUGGCCAAAGCAUAUCCACAGUAUUAUAGAAAGCCAUCGGUGGUCAAGCGCAUGCCGUCCGUGCUCACCAGACUCUGUCAAGGCUGUGGCACUCACCAGGUGGUGUUUACCAGUGAUCCUCACAAGAGCUACCUCCCUGUGCAAUUUCAGUCACCCAGCAAAGCAGAGACUCAGCGCGGAGACCCAUCUAUUAUUUCUGUCAAUGGCACCGACUUUCCCUUCCGAAGCGCAGGUGUCCUCCUCCUCCUCGUGGAUGCGUGCAGCGUUCCCUUCCGGUUGAUAGAAAGAAAGCUUUUCCUUCUUUCUGAUUUCAGUCGCAUGGAAGAGUAUUUGAAAACAAGCAUCCCUCCAAGGUCCAUUGUUCUGUUGAGCACAAGAGGAGAAAUAAAGCGGUUGAAUAUUUCAGAUUCAUUAAUACCUCUGGGAUUAGCCAAACCAGCUCACCUUUAUAACAAAGGGAGUACCAUAUUUUUGGGAUUCAGUGGAAACUUUAAACCAUCAUGGACUAAGCUAUUUACCAGUCCUGCUGGACAGGGUCUUGGGGUGCUUGAAGAAUUCAUACCUUUGCAGCUAGAUGAUUAUGGAUGUCCCAGGGCCGGAAGCAUCCGCAGAAGAGAUCUGGAAUUGUUAAAGCAAGCUUCAAAAGCGCUUUAGAGACUGACUGUAACUUAAGUGCUGGGGGAAAAAAUGUGAACUAACUUAUUUAAUUUAUGGCAUUUAAAAAUGACACUGUUAACCCAACAGAACCGUUUUCUUGUUUGAUACUAAAAGGGGAGAAAAGAGUUUUAAAGGGAUUGCUUGAAUACCAGUUCGUGCACCUUCUAAUUGUACAAAAUGUUUAAGGAUUUAUUUGUCUUGGUAAGGCUGGUGUAUUCAGAGAGCAGUUCUCUUGUUCCUCACCUUGCGCCCUACUAUUUGGUAAUGACCAUAUAUAU
Messenger RNA from Marmota monax (woodchuck), 5331 nucleotides. RefSeq names its product cell migration inducing hyaluronidase 2 (gene Cemip2). The record is from RefSeq and is a predicted model, not a curated record. NCBI's taxonomy places the organism in Eukaryota, Metazoa, Chordata, Mammalia, Rodentia, Sciuridae. The transcript has 25 exons. Bases 899 to 5050 code for a protein of 1383 amino acids.